Molecule: messenger RNA, 3131 nt
Organism: Meleagris gallopavo (turkey)
Lineage: Eukaryota; Metazoa; Chordata; Aves; Galliformes; Phasianidae
Source: RefSeq, a predicted model, not a curated record
GCUGCUCUUCAAAAAUCUCUAGGUUGCUGUACUACUCAUGGAUACCCAAGGUGCCUUUGAUAGCCAAUCCACUAUCAAAGACUGUGCAACGGUUUUUGCCCUGAGCACCAUGACAAGUUCUGUCCAGGUAUACAACUUGUCCCAGAAUAUUCAGGAAGAUGACCUUCAACAUUUGCAGUUGUUUACAGAAUAUGGAAGACUAGCAAUGGAAGAAAUUUACCAAAAGCCGUUUCAAACACUAAUGUUCUUAAUUAGAGACUGGAGUUACCCUUAUGAGCAUGCAUAUGGCUUGGAAGGAGGAAAAAAAUUCCUAGAGAAAAGGUUGCAGGUAAAGCAAAACCAACAUGAAGAGCUACAGAAUGUAAGGAAGCAUAUUCACUCCUGUUUCAGUAACCUUGGUUGUUUCCUGUUGCCCCACCCUGGUCUUAAAGUUGCAACAAAUCCAAAUUUUGAUGGGAGAUUAAAUGAUAUUGAUGAGGAUUUUAAGAAGGAGCUGCGGAAUUUGGUACCGUUACUGCUUGCCCCUGAAAACUUGGUAGAAAAAGAGAUUAGUGGAUCCAAGGUGACCUGUAGAGAUCUUGUAGAAUACUUCAAGGCUUACAUUAAAAUCUAUCAAGGAGAGGAGCUACCUCAUCCAAAGUCUAUGCUGCAGGCAACAGCUGAGGCAAAUAAUCUUGCUGCUGUGGCAGGAGCAAAAGACUUGUACAGUAAAGGCAUGGAGCAGAUUUGUGGAGGAGAUAAGCCUUAUAUUGCCCCAUCGGAUCUUGAGCGGAAGCACCAGGAUUUCAAAGAGUCAGCUGUCAAGCAGUUCUGCUCUGUGAAGAAGAUGGGAGGGGAGGAGUUCUGUCGGCGCUACCAGGAUCAGCUUGAGGCAGAAAUCGACGAGAUCUAUGCAAACUUUGUGAAGCACAAUGAUGGCAAAAACAUAUUUUACGCUGCUCGUACCCCUGCCACUCUAUUUGCAGUCAUGUUUGCCAUGUAUAUAAUCUCAGGACUGACUGGGUUCCUUGGUAUGAACUCCAUAGCUACCCUGUGUAAUCUUGUGCUGGGGAUGGCUCUUAUAUCCUUUUGUACGUGGGCAUACGUUAAGUACUCUGGGGAAUUCAGAGAAGUUGGAACAGCCAUUGAUCAGAUCGCUGAAGCUAUAUGGGAACAGGUGUUGAAGCCCAUGAGUGAUAAUUUGGUGGAGGAUCAUAUGAGGCAGUCUGUUAGAAACUCUAUCAAAGCAGGCCUGACCGAGCAGGUGUCUCACCAUGCCAGACUAAAGACAGACUGACAGUACAUCUCCUCUUCAACUCUGCCCUCUCAUCCUAGACAUGCUUGCUGUACCAUGAGAACUCAAUAAAAAAAAAAAUAAAAAUAAACCAAAGUUUACAAUCAACUGUAGAAGUAGUUUAGUGUGACUGGCUUCACAGACUGCUGCCAUCACCUGGGGAGAGUAAGUUUGUCAAGUGCUCUGCUUCCAAGACAAACUGGUGCCAUGGAGACUGGGGGUGGGUGGGAGGGGUGUGUUUUUAAGCAUAGUCCUGGUGAACCGUGCAUGUGUGCGUUUUGGGGUGUGUGUGGGGGAGGGAUCUUCCCCCCAGUGUUUGAGUUGAUGCAGUGUCUGGCUUACAGUGGGAGCCUGUCCUCUGCGGGAGAUAACUUCAGGGAAGUAAUGAUCAGACCAUGUAAGGGGUGCUGUGCUGUCCCCAGAUGUACCUAGCUCUGCAACACCCCUUUGCCACCUCUAAGGCCAGAAUGUUUCUGUGCAUGGAGUUGGUGAAGCUAUUAGAGCCACUAUGUUAGAUAUGCAUCUUGCUUUACUGCCUUUUAUACCAGUGUUACACAAACGCAUAUAUUGGUUCCUCACCGCUGAUGGCAGAAUAGCUCGUAAGGGAGGCAGUGGGUCUGAGCAUCUGGUGUCUUGCCUUGAACUUGCAGACCUGGUCCAGAGGAAGGUGCAUAUCAGAACUGAGCUGUUUUUUUCUGCAGUUUAGCCUUCAUGUAUAUAAUAUUGCCAUUAAUUCUACUGGGGGAAGAAGUUCCAUUGAAAAACGUUGCCUACAGCUACCAAGCAAUGAGUUAGGAUUGUCUGUACAGUGUGUUUAGUUUUUAUUUUUUAAGAAAUCACAGAUAGGGCAUGUAUAUGAAAUAUAAAUAUAUAAAUACAAUUUUGUAUCAAAGUUUUGUAGUUUAUGGCAAAACCUGGUUCUGUGGUAGCUAAGUGCAGUCCCUGUAAGGGAAUGUUUGUGGCUCAUGUAAAUGUGUGAAUGCAUCAACAAUUUGAAGUUUUUUGAUAUAUUUGUGAUAUUUACCUGCCUUGAGCACUGCAAUCUCACUCCCUUGGGAAAAUCGGUGGGAAUGUUUGUUGUGAAACUCUUGUCUUCUGUUGCAUUUUAAAGUUAUUUCCUGUAAUUUAUUUUCAGUACAUGAUUAAAAUCAGUUGUGUAUAUAUGAAAUGAAAUCCGUGCUUAUUUUUAAAAGAUGUUUAAGUAUGUAUUCUACUACAUAAACUAUGUCAAAUACUUAUCCUGACAAUUAUAUAAACAAAUUGUCUAUUGUACUUCAUAGCUUUCUAUUGAAGCUGAUGUUUCUUUCAUGCUCGUCUCUGAAAGAUGACAUCUGUCUAGGUCCUAUCCCCUCCCUGUUUAGGAAAACUCUGCUUUUCUGAAGCACGCUUCUUGACUUUACUGAAUUGUUUGUCAGCUUCUGCCCUUCAACAACUGUAUCAUUCUGAACUCUUGUUACAGGCUGUUUUCACUUGACUAAGCAUCAAUUAAGGUGUUUUCAGAAGUGUGGAGUAUAAGGGCAGCUAAACAGUUAACUGCUGUAGUUUCAGCUGGAAAAUGACUGUGUGCAAUAGCUUGUAUUUUAUUAUUUCUUCAUUCCGAAGUAGUACAAAUUUCCAUCAAUGUUUGAGCUGUAUCAGGCUCCCCUCUCAUCAGGGAGGGAAACUUAUUUGUUUAAACUAAAGCAAUUGCACUGUGACUUUUGUACCCUAUGGAGCUGCUAGGGGUUGGUGGUUGUUACCUGUCCUCCAGAGAUUAGGGCUCAGCUCCAGGUGAAUGAUGCUGAAGAUGAGGUAGGAAUGUUGCAUUUUAUGCUAUCUUCUCUCAAACUGUACAGAUUAAAUACUGUUAUUUAAACAA